Molecule: messenger RNA, 1947 nt
Organism: Penicillium nucicola
Lineage: Eukaryota; Fungi; Ascomycota; Eurotiomycetes; Eurotiales; Aspergillaceae
Product: Cupin domain protein
Exons: 5
Coding region: 1-1947 (648 amino acids)
Biological process (GO): kinetochore assembly; spindle attachment to meiosis I kinetochore; attachment of mitotic spindle microtubules to kinetochore
Cellular component (GO): kinetochore
Molecular function (GO): centromeric DNA binding
Source: RefSeq, a predicted model, not a curated record
AUGGCACGAGGGCCCGGAAAGGCCCGCGACUUCGAUUACUCCAACGUGGGAAAGACGGGGAGGCGCACCGGUAUCUCUCUCAAAGAGGGGCGACGCGAUGAGCAUGGAAUGGAAGAAGUGGACGGCCUCUUCUCUUCGCCUGAGAAGUCGCCAGCCGCGCUGCCUACAUUUGAGGAAAAUGCGGCCUCAUCUGGGUCGGAUGAAAUGUCAAUGGAUGAGGGCAAUGCGCCGGGUCCCAUGGACUUUCUCAAGAGUGCCAAUGGCCCACGGACCUCUUUUCUUUCCCCGUCCGCUGCGCGGUCACCGAUAAAAGCCGGCCUCACCAGGUCUCCGCACGGAUCCGCGUUGCGAUCAACCCCGGAACUGCAGGACAUUCACGAAUCCUCAAGUCCGUAUGAUAACCGCUCAGCUAGUGCCGAGGAAAACUCGCCACCGGAACCCUCUCCUCUGUCUACCCGCUCCGUAAAUGCAGGACGAUUCAAUCAGAAGAACGGCACAUGGAAGACAAAGGCUCAAAUUGUCGCAGAGUCCGAGCCUUCGGUGCUACCUGAUUUCUCCGAUGGCGACGGCGACGAGAAUGAUGAAAAUGACAACAAUGACGAGAAUGAUGAGAAUUCUGGCUUACAGCAAGAAUACGGCACCGGCUUUGAGGAUCCACGAGCUGGCGCAGAAGAGCCAACCCAAAAUGGACCUGAAGAUGUUUCUAUCAUUGACUUGGCUCCCCCAAGGACAGACGAGACUACAACCUCCAAGGCGAACAAGGGCGCUUCAAAGAAUGCCAAACCGGAUCAACCCUCGGCUAAACCCCGCGGACGCCCUCCGAAAACCCAGCGCCGUGACGGUGAUGGCGAUGUCGAUACGAGACCAACCAAGAGACAAAUGACGGCCAAAGUGGCACCGGCUGCCCGUGAACCGUUGGAACCAGAACUAGACCGUGUGGUGGACAAUUACGCCAACCGCACAGGCCCUUUGAAGGGCCGCAGUUUGUAUAUUCUCAAGCGCGAAAACCCCGAGGACACCAGUGCAACGCAUACUAGAUCUGGACGGGUAUCUGUUCGCCCUCUAGCCUACUGGCGGAAUGAACGUUGUGUCUUUGGUGAUGGGGAGGUUGCGGAGGGACAUCGCUAUCCCCUUUCAACCAUCAAAGAAGUCAUUCGAACCGAAGAGCAAGAACCUGAGAAGAAAAAAUCCAAGCGCGGUCGAAAAUCCAAGUCGAAGAAGUCAAAGAACGACUCCUCGGACGAGGAAGAUGAGGAUGCUGACCUCUGGGAGCAAGAAGGUGGUGUUCUCCAUGGCUAUGUUCAAAUGUGGGAUUCAAAAACACAGGCAUCUUCAAGGGAAGAAGAAGUUUUGGACGUUGCAUAUGCUCCAUCUGGUAUCGAAACACGGGAAGUCAAAGGCUCAUCGUUCCGGUUCGCAAAGCUUCUCAGUGGGACGUUCAUUGGUUCUGGAGUCGUGGAGCUUCCACCGAAAGGAGUGAAGAAACCCAAAAACUCGAAGAGGAUGCACAUGGUGUUCUACGUGUGCCACGGACGCGUGCAAGUAGACAUUUCAGGAAUCCAAUUCAGUGCUGGCAAGGGCUGCGUUUUCCAAGUACCUCGUGGCAACUAUUAUAGCUUUGCGAACAUUCAUAGCAAAGAAGUACGACUGUUCUUCACCCAAGGACAGCUCCCAGAGGAAGACGAGAACGAUACACAGCCCACUACCCCAGAAGGCGGUACUGAAAGUGAAAAUGAGACUGAAACUGCAUCCGCCGCUCCUGUUGCUGUUAAGAAGACCAAGGGGCGCCCUAAGGGCAAGGGCAAGAAGAAUGAGAAGCCUCCAACUCCUGAAGCUGGCAGUGAGAGCGAGAACGAGGCUGAAUCUCCGGCCGCUGCUCCCCCUUCUCAUCCUGUUAAAAAGGCAAAGGGACGCCCUCGGGGCAAGCAGAAAAAGACAGGUAAAUGA